Messenger RNA from Funneliformis caledonium, 276 nucleotides. Lineage: Eukaryota; Fungi; Glomeromycota; Glomeromycetes; Glomerales; Glomeraceae. The record is from the annotation of a GenBank genome assembly.
AUGCCAAAAACACAUUCUGCUCAGAUUCUUGCCAGUACUUCAAGUAGAGGGUACUCUGGAGGCUCAGGCAGUAAUAGUGGAAACUUUUUUACCCGAUUCCUUCGGGAGGAAAUUUUUGCUCAAGACAAACGACAGGGAAAUAUUGAUAUUUUGGUUUCUAUUGGAGUAUUUGGAGCAGCCAUUGCUUUUAUACAAAAUUAUGCAGAGGAAUUAAAAGGGUUGAAUCAAAGAUGUCUUUUAUAUUCCAUGAACAAGAUAAAGCAAAAUUCAUCAUAA